Vicia faba (fava bean) is the source of this 1185-nucleotide messenger RNA. The record is from the annotation of a GenBank genome assembly. Lineage: Eukaryota; Viridiplantae; Streptophyta; Magnoliopsida; Fabales; Fabaceae.
AUGGAAGGGUUCGUGGAGGUUGAGGUUCAUGAGUCUUGUCUUUGUUUGGAGGAUGAGAUUGAUGUUACAUAUGAAUUUGAUGCUCCUAUGUUUUUUGAUUUUACCAAACCGGAAUCGUUUUUGGAUGAUUGUGAAGCCGAACAAUGGUUUGAAUUUGCAACAAGUUAUCCACCUUCACCAUUUGUGUCGAAGUUUAAAUGGGGAAAUGGUGGUGAUAUAAAAAAUGCGAAUGGAUGUGUUGAUCCUCAACAAGUUUCGACAAUGGAAGACAAUGAUAGUAGAGGAGUGAAAAAUUGCGAUAAAAAAUCACAAGAUACUUUGGACGGUAAGGUAAAGACUCUAAGCAGGUCCAGUUCAUCCAAAUCUAAAGUUUUCCCAUUUAUGAAACCAACCGCAAGUCAUUUGGCCAAGCUGAAGAACCCUCCAGAAAUUCAAACCUCUCAACAUUUCACAAGAAAUCAGGAAAAAAGUUCUUCAUCCAUAGACUGCUCAUUAACCAAAAGGCAGAAGCUUGAGGCCGGUUACUUGCGCAAGGCUGCACACUUGAAGCAUCAAACUCUUCUUAUGCAUAAGAAAAAUAAAGAGGUUGGUCGUGCCGAUGUAAAUUUAGCCUCUAAACCGAAUACUACUAUUCCUAGAGAACCUAAUCUCCAAACAGCACUCAGAUCACAAAGACACAAGUGUAGAACUAAUACUGAAUCCGGUGAACAUACAAAAUCAGGUUUUCAGGUUCCUAAAGCGCGGCCCUUAACUAAAAAAGGUGGAGGUACUUUGAACACAAGUUCCAUCUCAAAUAGUGAAACCAGAGUGAUUAGCAAACUCCGAAUGAGCACCGAUGAUAAGAAACUCACAAAUAAAGGAGAAAGAGGUGUUUUUCGGAAUAUCAAAGUAUUUCCAUUGGAACAAAAUGACAAGAUAUUUGAAGAUGAACCACCAACAGAAUUACUUAGCAAGCUCACUCUAACUUCUGAAGACAAACAAACUGCAAAAUCACAAUCAAAGGAAAAGCCAAUUUCUAAGAGCUUGAAGGAGAAUAGAAGUGAAUCGUCGCGCCAAGAGCAUGAAAUGAUGAUGAACUUGGUCAAAGAAGAAAUUCAGAGAUUAUGCGGCAAGCAGUAUCAAUGUGCUCAAGAAAUGGGGUCUCUUGUGACAAUGCAGACAUGUAAGUUGGAACUCGGACACUAG